Messenger RNA from Paramacrobiotus metropolitanus, 1564 nucleotides. RefSeq lists its product as uncharacterized. The transcript has 3 exons. NCBI's taxonomy places the organism in Eukaryota, Metazoa, Tardigrada, Eutardigrada, Parachela, Macrobiotidae. Bases 153 to 803 code for a protein of 216 amino acids. Gene Ontology annotation, cellular component: membrane. Gene Ontology annotation, biological process: cell adhesion; tissue regeneration. The record is from RefSeq and is a predicted model, not a curated record.
AUCGUGUUUGCUCACUUCUCCAUCAGCUUAGCAACCGGAUUGUGUUUUCCCACCGACAGUACAUCAAAUCCUGUCUCUAUAAUUUUUCCAAGGAUUUUUUCUGUUGAUAUUAUCAGCAUAUUACGUACUUGUCGAAGAAUCUCGUGUGAAAAAUGAGUAUUACACCCAGUGAUGAAGGGGAUCCGGCGGAAGUCAGGAUACAUACGGAAGCUAAUGGGGCAGGCCAUCGAGUGUCAAAUAUGCAGAAUAUCUACAAUAGUCAGCAUAAAAACGGGGUCGCUGGAGUUGUCACGGGCGUAGUUGGCACCGUGAUCGCCCCGAUGAAGGAUCCUCUGUGGUUUAAAGGCGCCAACGCGUACGCCACCAAGAAAACCGUCAUAACGGCUUUGCUAACCAUCACUUUACUGACCUCCACCGCAGGGCAACUGAAAUCCUUGAUGCGCGUUAAUCCACUGUAUCCCUUCUACAAUACCGUUCUGGGGCUGCUCAUCACCAGCAUCCUGCUGGAGAUCGCUGCUGGUAUUAUCCUGUUCUUUGUCGGUCGCUACAAUGUCCUGCAGGAGGAUCAGCGGGCCCGCUGUGAACUGCUGAACAAUGCGCUCCUGGGCAUUGCCGUAAUUCUUUUGAUUUUAAAUAUCAUGAUUAGUGCCUUCGGUAUUGAGGAGUUACAGUACUUCCCACCGGGUUACUUCCAAUAUACUAAUACGUACCCGACGGUCACCGUGCGAACCACUACAACGGCCCCGCCCAUACCCACCGUGGCGGCGGUCCGGUGGAGCUUCGAAUCCAAUCGCACGUUUUAAAUGGUUGUUUCAUCGUUUUCCUGCAGUUCAUUACGCGUUUGAGUGACCUUUGGCUUCCACAGCAAUAAUGCCGUGUCAAUCAAUUUUAUCACGAUAAUUUUUAUUAGCGUUUUCAUUGUUUUAUUAAUUUCCUUCAUUGUAAAGUAUGCCAUUGCGUUCAUAUAUCUGUCUGGUAAUUCCGUAACUGUGUCUUCGAUUUUAAUAAUUUUGUAUGAUAUAAGCGAUUCGAUUUGCGCCAGUUAACCGUGCCUAAUACGUACUGUUUCGCCUCAUCCGCUUGGGGAGCGCCUCCUUCUUGCAGUCUCUUUUUCUUUCUUGCUCGACCUGGUAUUGUGUCCAGGUUGGAUCGAAUUGUGUUUUUCCUUUGGCUGGAGCAAAGAACGCGCGCCUGCGUGCGUGUGCCGUCGGGCUGUGCCGGUAGUGGUUCGCAAGGACAGAGCACAAUGUAACGGUGUGUUCGAGUAAUUGUUUUCAUUGAUUACCUAUAAUCCAGUCAGUGCUGCCGGCUGUGCACAUCUGUUUUCCCAAGCCGGGUUACGCGCUCACGGGCAGAUGAUCUCCGGGGAUAUCGAUUUUCUGUCAUUACCGGUGUGGGGCGAUUAUGUCUCUUGACCUACCUAAAUGAAAUUAUGAUUGCUGGCUAUUGCGGAAAAAUAUCGUUUUUUAAUACGUUUUACUUGAGAGUUCAUACCGUCUGAAACAAAAACAUAAUCAGUUGACGAUCUUGGUGCUGGUAUUGGUCAUGAUAAUCGGAAGUAAAG